Biomphalaria glabrata is the source of this 4640-nucleotide messenger RNA. RefSeq names its product multiple epidermal growth factor-like domains protein 6. The record is from RefSeq and is a predicted model, not a curated record. Gene Ontology annotation, molecular function: scavenger receptor activity. The coding region runs from base 142 to 4560 and encodes 1472 amino acids. The transcript is spliced from 38 exons. Lineage: Eukaryota; Metazoa; Mollusca; Gastropoda; Planorbidae.
AUCACCUACUCGACGCCUUAUACCUUGUGUUGAAAAUAUCCUCUCAGAUAGUGAAGAUGUGACAACGUUAGUACGAUGGUGGCUACGGGCAGCCUCUGCUGAUCGUACGACUUGGCGGCCACACAUGAGCGUCCACUUACCAUGGGACACUGUUUAGUCCUGCUACUCAUUACGACUUACGGAAUCAAGUUAUCCCUGCAGGCAGGGACUACUUUAGGAAAGCUUUUCGUAGUAACAGUGCCGAAAAUGAACAACGUCUGGGACGAGUACACCCAAAUGCCACAGAUAUACUUGUACUUGUUCACGAAUUCUCCAAAGGCGAUUGAGGUGAAUUUCAAUGUUUAUUAUCACGAAGAUAGUCCAAUCUCGAUCAAAUUUAAUGUCUACAUGACUAUACCAACGAAGUACAAACUCGAAAAACGUUUCCACUGGAUGCAAGGGACUCUCAAAUUUACAAUCGUCCUUGACUCCUACAAUAACUUUGGCGUCUGCAUGCUGAUGCUGGACAGCAAAAUAUCAGCGGAUACCUUGACCUUGAUACCUGUAACUGGGUGGGGAAAAGAGUACUUCGCGUUCACCACAAGUUGGACGCCAUCUAUUCAAGUCAUCACAAACGUUCGCAAUAAUAUUAUCGUUUAUCUGAAAGUUGGACAACCAAAGAAAUUCAAGUUCAUACAUAAUGGCAUCUCCUACUCUGACGGCAGUACUUUCAAAAUAAACUUGCUCGAGAACAGAGCUCUAGAAAUUUCUGACUGCCGAAACAGAAACGAAUUAGGAAGUUUAACAGGUACGAAAAUAAUCGGUGAGAACCCUGUGGGCGUCAUUACUGGCUCCUGCAAAACUCACAUCAAGACAAUGUUCUGUGACACCAGAUACCCAGCGGAUGACACGUCGAAACUCGACAUCGUGGCAGAUAUGCUGCUCCCGAAGGAGUCGUACGGAAAGGAUUUCAUCUUGUUCUCUCUGCCGUCCAGAAUCGUGCCCGGUGUGUACGUGGCCAUCGCGUCACGUGACGAGACCAGGAUGACCAUCUACGCGAGUGACGAGCAGGGGGAAGAAACGGAGAUCGUGAACCUAGCCAAAGCUAGUGAGUCUAUCGAGCUAGACUACGCUCACACUGUUGGCAGACUGAUCAGUAACAAGCCAGUCCAGCUGAUUUACCUUCAAAGGUCUGUCUGCAGAUUCCAGUCUGACGGCCGGACGGGUGAGAGAGGGGAUCCCAGCAUGUGUAUUGUGGUGCCAACUGAGCUUUUUUUCUAUUACUAUGAGUGGGCAACACUGAGCGACUUGUACGGAAUAGAUCACUACGCUUUGAUUCUCAGCUUAAAGAUUUACAGAAAAGAAAUCCUUUUAGAUGAUUUUGACCUGACCUAUGUCCAGACCAAGUGGUCGCAGAUCACCGGUAUGGCCCAGUGGGAAAUGGGGGAGCUGUAUGUCAUGCCCGGCUCUCACAUGCUGAGGCUGACCAACAACUUCUACUUCGGGUGCUACCUCUACGGCCUAGGGGAUGAGUACUCCUACAUGCACCCUGGUGGAAUGAUCACAGUGGAGCUGGAUUCGGAAGGCUGUGAAAAGAAACUGAAGAAUAUGUUCAAUGGUGACCUUAUUGACAAUGACUGUGACGGUAAAGUCGACGAAGAGAAAGAGGAUGGAGCAGAUAACGACAAAGAUGGACUGAUAGAUGAGGAUCUAAGUGUCUUUGAGGAUGAUGCUGUUAGAAAGGAGAAAGACAGGAAGAAGACCACCACGACCACAUCAACAACCACCACCACUUCCACCACGACGACGACGACAACGAGGGGCCAGGCAACAAGACCUGUGACCACGGCAGUGACCGUUAGAGGGACCACCAAACAACAAGAAUGUCCUCCAUUUACAUUCGGCUACAAAUGCUCUAAAAGCUGUGAGAACUGUAUAAGAGACUGUAAUAAAGUAAACGGCAGAUGCGAUGCCUGUAAACCUGGAUUUAAAUCUCCCGCCAGGGCUUGUAGGUUAGAAUGCUCACACCUACAAUACGGCGUUGCGUGUAAAGGCAAUUGCUAUGUAAAAUGUCAGAAAGAAUGUUACGAGAGGGUCCACGGAAUAUGCGAAAAAUGUCCUCUCGGUGCCUGGGGUCCAGACUGCUCCUGGAGUUGUGAAAACUGCCAAGAUGAGUGUGACGCGUCGUACGGUCGAUGUUCGUCCUGCAAGCCUGGGUAUAGGCAUCCAGAGAAGAGUUGUACAGUCCCUUGUGGACCUAAUGAAUAUGGCACUGGGUGUAAAGGGAAUUGCCAAGAGAAAUGUGGGAAAGAUUGCUUUGAAAGAGUUUUUGGAGAAUGUGAAGAGUGUCCAGUGACUACAUGGGGCUUGGAUUGUAAAGAAUCAUGCUUCAACUGCUUCAACGACUGCAACAAGUCCACUGGCGCCUGCCCAGACUGCCGCCCUGGGUACAUAAACCCCAAACAGGGAUGUACGUCCCCAUGCCCUGCUUACACCUUUGGGUACAAGUGCCAGUCUGCGUGCCCGAACUGUGCCGACGCAUGCUCAAAUAUCAAUGGAAGUUGUCAGAACUGCAAACCAGGAUUCUUGCGACCAGAAUUGGGCUGCACAAACGCCUGCCCAGAGUUUACGUGGGGCUACAAGUGCCGUUAUAGCUGUUCGAACUGCAAUGACAGUUGUGAUAAAACAACAGGAGUGUGCAAAGAUUGUAAGCCAGGCUACAAGAAUCCUGAAAGAGGUUGUGAUCAAGUGUGCAGAGAGAUGGAGUAUGGACACAAUUGCCUGGAAAAUUGCCAGACCAAAUGUGGCAAGGAUUGUGCAGAGAGAGUCUUCGGCGAGUGUGAAGUGUGCCCUGUAGGAUCUUGGGGGCGUCAUUGCCAACAGAGCUGUAUCCACUGCAAAGAAGACUGUCACAAGUCCUUUGGCAACUGUUCUCGGUGUGUGGCCGGCUAUAAGUUCCCAAACAUCGGUUGCCCUGACGCUUGUGGUAACAAUGAGUAUGGAGAGAAUUGUGAAGGGAUUUGCAAUGAGAAAUGUAAUGGAUCAGACUGCUAUGAAAGAAUUUUUGGUGAAUGCCAAAAGUGUCCAGACUUCAAUUGGGGCUUGCGCUGUGAGGAAAGCUGCCCAAACUGCAUUGAUGCAUGCAAUACUUCCACAGGGGCGUGUUCCUCCUGCAUUGCUGGAUUUAAAGGUCACCAAAGUGGCUGCAAUACUGAAUGUGGAGCCAAUGAGUAUGGAGAGAACUGUGCCCAAAGCUGCCAAGCAAAAUGCGGCAAGGAUUGUUAUGAGAGACGCUUUGGAGAAUGUGAAAAAUGUCCCGAUCGUAAAUGGGGACUUGGUUGUGCUGACAGCUGUGAAAAUUGUCGAGAAGAUUGCGAUAAGAGUUAUGGGACUUGUGUGCAUUGUAAAGCUGGAUUCAAGAGGCCAGACAAAGGCUGCAUUGUUCCCUGUGGUCCCAAUGAGUACGGUGAAGACUGUAUAGGAAACUGCCAGGAGAAAUGUGGGAAGGAUUGUUUUGAAAGGCAACAUGGGAUAUGCAACGGAGACCAGUAUGGUGCUUGGGAAGACUGGUCAUGCAGUAGAGAUUGUUCAGAUAGUCUACAGCACAGAAAACGGUUUUGUGAGUUCUCUGUGCAAUGUCUUAAAGAGAAUCAGACGCAGCCUUCCAACUGUUAUGUUGGAAAAAGAUGUCCAAAAGAUUGUCCAGAGUUCUUAUGGGGUCCUGACUGUAAGAAAAGCUGUAUCCAUUGUAUCAAGGACUGUGAUAAGUUUACCGGUGAAUGUAUUGAGUGCAACAGAGGCUAUAAAUAUCCAAGCACUGGAUGCACAUCAGUUUGUCAGGAGUUUGAAUAUGGUACUGACUGCGCUGGUAAUUGCAAGAAGAAAUGUAAGAACCUGGACUGUUCUGAAAGAGUUAAUGGAACCUGUAUAGUUGAUGGUAAUUUUGGCAUGUGGGGACCAUGGAAAUGUUCCAGAGAAUGUAAAAGCCUAGAGCAGGUGCGCUACAGAUACUGCGAUGAUCCUCAGCCUGCCAAUGGAGGAAAACAGUGUGUGGGAGAACGAGUCAACAAAAAAGAAGCUCUAUGCAAUGCUGAGAUCAAGUGUCCUGAAGACUGUCAUGACUAUGAAUGGGGAAUGAACUGUUUGAAUGGCUGUCCUGAAUGUCUCACAGCGUGUAGUAAGUUUAAUGGAAGCUGCCUCAGCUGCAAAGCUGGCUUCAAGGAUGCUCAACAUGGCUGCAAUUUAAUGUGCGAUUUAUUUGAAUAUGGCAUUGAUUGUAAGGGGGACUGCAGAAUAACCUGCCUGGGCCAAGACUGUCAGGACAGAGUCUCAGGAGAAUGCAAGCCUAAUUACUUCAAGUAUAUACCAUUGGUUCUGUCUUUGUUGCUGUUACCUAUAUGUACUUAUUGGUGUUUAGGACCCAGAAAUAUUGACAUGAACUUAGGUGAAGAGAAUUAUGAAAUCAAUCGGUCCAGCUUUCAAGACAGCUUGGAAUGGAAGGGAAGUGAAAUAGAUGAGCCGAGUGGUCAGGAGCCAAGUGGCCAGGAUGAGCCAGACACUCAAGCAAACCCUUUGCAGUAAAUCUCUCUCCCCUAGAGCUCAGUGGAAAGUCGAUGUAAUUGUUAUUCUCAAUCGGCACAUUGUUAUUCUCAAUUGGCACA